AUGGCAGACACGUCCUACAAACCCGAACUAGGCGAAGAAGAAACUCAAUGGGAGACUUUGUUCAGAGAGACUUUCAUAAGAGAUGAAGAGACAAAUGUGGCUCUUGAUACUUUAAUCGAUCGAUGUGGAAAAGAACCAAAGGGACGAAAGAAGCCAGCUAACUGGACACAAGCUGAAAUCAAUCUCCUUUACGAGCUUUUCUUUCCCCAUUUCGAGGAUUGGCGGGCGAUAGAUCUGAAAAGCGCAAAUUUAAACGAUCCGCCAAAAACAACUGUUCAAAUUGAUGACAAAAUUAAAAAUGAUUUCAAGAAAAUCCGUGAAAAGAUCAUUAGCGAGGAAAACGGAAAACGAACCUAUCCGCUGCCUGCACCAUUGGAUCUUUUCGAGGAAUUGGUGAGGACUGAUCCGACGAAAAUGGAUUGGAUUAAAGUCCGAUAUCUCGAUAAGCGAAUAGGCAAUGAUCCAGGCUCGAGCUCGGGCUGUAUUUCGCUUGACGAUGACAGUCUUGAAGAAUCAUCGCAGACUUCGAAAGCCAUGGAUCCUCCAGUUGUGCAAACCGUAAAGUUCAGGAAUGACGAUGAUGAGAAGGACAUUGUUUAUAUUGAAGAAAUUCUAAACAGCAGAGGAGCGCCAUCUGUGAAUGAAAGACGCUCAUUUGAGACUACAAACGCUGCUUCUUUUGCGAGCACUAAUGCCAGCUCUAGCAACUCGUUUCGGUCAACAAUACCAGCAUCGUUGGCGAAUUUUCAAAGAAACCUCGAUGAGACUAUUGAAAAGAAUCAGAGCCUCAGCUCAAAGCAGGUUGAAAAUGAAGACAUUGAGAAAGCAUUUCAACUUCAACGUCUUGCCAACGAAAAGCAAUCCUCCCAGCUCAUUGAAAGAGAGAAAAUGCUGCUCAGCCUGAAAGAGGAGGUGAUGCACGCAAAGCUUGAAGCUGCUCGCGCCAAAAGAAGAUAUUACGAAAGAAAGACGCAACUCACUUGCUCAUCCAUGAACCCGAAUGACAUU
Molecule: messenger RNA, 1008 nt
Organism: Mesorhabditis belari
Lineage: Eukaryota; Metazoa; Nematoda; Chromadorea; Rhabditida; Rhabditidae
Source: the annotation of a GenBank genome assembly